GCGGGAAGAAGACCCGUUAUCCGUUCGCCCGCCGAAACGGCCACCGCAGCUUCCUCUUCUCCUCGCCUGAGCCAGCCACCCCCUUCUCCGCCGCCGCCGCCGCCGGCGGCUAGCUCCGGCGACCAGCACAGUUUCCGCGCGAUGGCCCAGGCCCCCGCUCGCCUCCUCCUUCUCCCCCUCCUCGCCCCGAGGCUCCCGCCGCCGCCGCCCCUCGUCAGCCGGUGGCGUCGCGCCGCCCCGCCCGCGGCCGCCUCCCGCUGCGGCUGCGCCACGGACGCAGGCGGCGGCGGAGGAGCAGGCUCCGUCGUCGUCGAGGAUGACCUCUAUGAGCUCCUGCAGAUUCUACCUAGAGAUUUAAGAGAUAAUCUGCAGAAUGAACCUAGAAAGGAUCAGCUGCUAGAGGUAAUUCUGGAUUUGGGGAGACGGCCUGAGGCACGUUUCCUUGGUGACCCUGGUGGUGAAUAUCUACGGGAUAGUGAGAUCUCACAGCAAGAAUUGGAGGAGGCGCAGAGAGCCGUAGGAGAAUUUGGAGGGGACAAUCGUGCAGGAAUUGAAGGUACAUUACAUAGAAUAUCUGCCAUAAGGAGCAGAAAAGGAAUGGUUGUUGGUUUAACCUGCCGAGUUGGCCGCGCCGUUACUGGGCAUGUUGAUAUGGUUCGUGACCUCUUAAAUUACAAGGAAAGCAUUUUGUUUCUCGGAAGGCCUGGGGUUGGCAAGACUACUGUUAUGCGUGAAAUUGCACGUGUUUUAGCAGAUGAAUUUCAGAAAAGAGUGGUAAUUGUGGAUACAAGUAAUGAGAUUGGUGGUGAUGGAGAUAUUCCUCAUGCUGCAAUUGGUGGUGCGAGAAGAAUGCAAGUAGCUCAACCAUCAAUGCAGCAUAGAGUGAUGAUUGAAGCAGUUGAAAACCAUAUGCCUGAGGUGGUUAUUGUAGAUGAGAUAGGUACUGAAGCAGAGGCGCAAGCUUGUCGAUCAAUUGCAGAAAGGGGUGUGAUGCUUAUUGGUACAGCCCAUGGAGAACAUCUCGCAAACAUUAUAAAGAAUCCAACUUUAUCUGAUUUGAUUGGAGGAGUAGAAACUGUCACUCUUGGUGAUGAAGAGGCUCGUGCUCGCCGCACUCAGAAAAGUAUUCUGGAGAGGAAGGCCCCUCCAACAUUCCCUUUCCUUAUUGAGAUGAGGGAGCGACACUACUGGGUAACUCAUCGGACUGAAAGGAGUGUGGACAUGAUACUUCAUGGCAAGAAACCACUCGUUGAGGUCAGGAAAAGGGAUAACAACUUUCAGGUUGUCAUUGAAAGAUGGGCAACUUAUGAUGGAGAUGGACUCUGAAAUUCUGAAUGUGGGCUUGCCUGUUACAACUGCUUUAGCACUCAGGAUCCCUGUGACUAAAACCUACAUAUUCAGCGUGUUAUAGUGAGGUGGAACGCACUGAUGUUAAUUCCAGACUUGUUGAGUUAUAUUAAUGUUAAUCUAGCAAAGGAACUGGCGCCUAUCCAUUGAGGAAAUGAUGUAAAACAUCCUCCAUAUGGGCCUCUGGUGAACAUUGGAACUGACUGCCCGAGACUUGUACCUUUCCUGUCAAAGGACUGGCAGUUCAUCGAUCUAUUCCAACAUUCCAAUAUUAAUAAGAGGAAUACAGCAGAUAAAUCUACUCCAAUUAGACAGAAGAUAUUACUGUAUUUGGUUUUGAUUAGCUCUCAGUAAAGUUCUUCUAUCUAUUCAAAAAAUGUAUUUGGUCAGUAAAUUUAGAAAAAGAAAUCAGAUGAUAUAUAUAUAUCAUCAUUAAUGAUUCAUUGAACCAGAUAAUUCCUUUAGCAUUCACAGCUGCUCAUAGCUUAUGGAAUUCAAGAAUUCCUAGUAAGCAGAGGAGGAAUCAGGAACUUUAGUAUAAUCCACAAAUACCAAUUUCAAUGUUUUAAAGGGAAAUGAAGUGUGGCUCAUAGUAUUUUCC
Messenger RNA from Oryza brachyantha (malo sina), 1948 nucleotides. RefSeq lists its product as uncharacterized. The transcript is spliced from 10 exons. Gene Ontology annotation, molecular function: ATP hydrolysis activity. The record is from RefSeq and is a predicted model, not a curated record. The coding region runs from base 142 to 1326 and encodes 394 amino acids. Lineage: Eukaryota; Viridiplantae; Streptophyta; Magnoliopsida; Poales; Poaceae.